Molecule: messenger RNA, 2611 nt
Organism: Nycticebus coucang (slow loris)
Lineage: Eukaryota; Metazoa; Chordata; Mammalia; Primates; Lorisidae
Gene: PGAP4
Product: post-GPI attachment to proteins GalNAc transferase 4
Exons: 2
Coding region: 852-2063 (403 amino acids)
Biological process (GO): GPI anchor biosynthetic process
Cellular component (GO): Golgi membrane
Molecular function (GO): glycosyltransferase activity
Source: RefSeq, a predicted model, not a curated record
UGUACAAACAUAAGCAGCAAGCUGUAGAUGCUAAUAGGUGGCCUAGACAGGCAAACUGGCCCCAAAUUGGAAGCGAUUUAAAAAAAAAUGAGGUGAAAAGCCUGAGAAAAAAGGGGAAGGCCGGGAGUGUGGGUAGCUGUCACUUUUCUUAUGACACUUACUUUUUCCUCCGUUGGAUCGUUCCUUAUCUCUUUCCUUUUUUGCUCUUCAGAUAUUAUUCUCAGUCAAUGUGUAUAUAUUUUUUCAUACCUUCAGCGUUCCAUCUCUCUCUACCAUUUGAGUUUAAAUAGGUUUUUGAAAGACUGAACAACAUUCAGGACCCAAAGUAACAGCUUUAACUGAAGCGCUUACACGCACCGAGAGACGUCGAUUCAUCAGUGUGAAUUAAUCUCCAUGUGCCCACCUGAUGGGCUUCUUUCCCCGUCACAAAAGAAACAGGCUUUCUGUUUGCACGACUUGGAGGCGACCCCUGCUUUUCCCUCGCUGCCCAUCAGUCGGCGCCUUUUGCCGUCCUUUUUUCCCGAGCCAGCUCUGGGGGCCGUGGUCGCUCGGCAGCUAGCGGGUCACAUGGCCUGCCCGAGCGAGGGGAGCCCCGCGCCGGAGCUGCGCGGCGGGAGGCGGUGAGGCUCCGGCGCGCGCCCACACCGCGAAGUGCCAGCUCCUCCCCGGCUCCCGCGAUGGCGCCUCGGCCGGGAUCAGCCUGCCAGCCGGCCCGGGCGACACGAGAGGCUGCCCACGGCGUGCGCCAGGGACAGAUCUGACCGCUCUCAUCCGGUUUUACUUCCGAUGAUUCUGGCCUAAGCUCCAGGAUGAUUUGUUCUUGGGACCAGACAUGACCAGAAGUUAAACUCAUGAGCACUUCAACCUCUCCAGCUGCCAUGCUCCUCCGGAGGCUCAGACGACUCUCCUGGGGCAGCACUGCUGUUCAGCUCUUCAUCCUAACGGUGGUGACAUUUGGCCUGCUGGCACCCUUGGCCUGUCACCGGCUUUUGCACUCUUACUUCUAUCUGCGCCAUUGGCAUCUGAACCAAAUGAGCCAAGAGUUCCUGCAGCAAAGCCUGAAGGAGGGCGAGGCUGCGCUCCACUACUUUGAGGAGCUGCCCUCUGCCAACGGCUCAGUGCCCAUUGUCUGGCAGGCCACCCCCCGGCCUUGGCUGGUGAUCACCAUCAUCACUGUGGACAGGCAACCCGGCUUCCACUAUGUCUUGCAGGUGGUGUCUCAGUUCCACCGGCUUCUUCAGCAGUGCGGCCCCCAGUGUGAGGGCCACCAGCUCUUCCUGUGCAACGUGGAGCGGAGUGUGAGCCAUUUUGAUGCCAAGCUGCUCUCCAAAUAUGUCCCCGUGGCCAACCGCUACGAGGGCACUGAGGAUGAUUAUGGCGAUGACCCCUCGACCAACUCUUUUGAGAAAGAGAAGCAGGACUAUGUCUAUUGCCUGGAGUCAUCCCUGCAGACCUACAACCCGGACUAUGUCCUGAUGGUGGAGGACGAUGCCGUUCCAGAAGAGCAGAUCUUCCCAGUCCUGGAGCACCUCCUGCGGGCUCGCUUCUCUGAGCCACACCUCCGAGAUGCCCUUUAUCUAAAGCUCUAUCACCCCGAGAGGCUCCAGCACUACAUCAACCCGGAGCCCAUGCGCAUCCUGGAGUGGGUCGGUGUGGGCAUGCUGCUGGGGCCCUUACUCACCUGGAUCUACAUGAGGUUCGCGAGCCGCCCAGGGUUUAGCUGGUCCGUCAUGCUCUUCUUCUCCCUGUACAGCAUGGGCCUGGUGGAGCUGGUGGGUCGGCACUAUUUCCUAGAACUGCGGCGGCUGAGUCCUUCUCUGUACAGUGUGGUACCGGCCUCUGAGUGCUGCACACCAGCCAUGCUCUUCCCUGCCCCUGCGGCCCGCCGAGCUCUCACCUACCUGUCCCAGGUGUACUGCCACAAAGGCUUUGGCAAGGACAUGGCGCUGUACUCACUGCUGAGGGCCAAGGGAGAGCGGGCCUACGUGGUGGAGCCCAACCUCGUGAAACACAUUGGGCUCUUCUCCAGCCUCCGGUACAACUUUCAUCCCAGUCUACUCUAGGGUGCCAAGAAAAGCCUUUGGGAAAUUGGCCACUUCUUGGAGAUUCAAAUAUGGAGCUCUUUCUUUAGACAUGGUUGCUUGCAGAUAUUUCGUUGUUUACUGUUGCUAGGGAUAGAGGCACCGGGACAGCUGAGGAACAUCUGUGAAUCGAGAGCCUUGGCCUUGGUAACUGGCAGGAGCGGUGGUUCAUCACAGAUCCGGACCUCUCUCCCUCCACACAGCCACACUGCCUCAUGCAGGCCGACCCGCCCAUCAAGGGUGCACUGAAAUGCCCGUUGUUUUUGAGCUCUGCUUGGUGAUAGAGCUUGUGACUGCCAAAAAUCUUGUGUACACUGAUAAUGAUUGUUUUAGGAUUUUAAGGGUAGGAUUUGGUGAAAGAUGGAGUCCCUUGAGUUGAUUUAUUUCUCAUUGGGUAUGAGAAUGGAUGUGUGUUUAGAAUAUAUACCAAAUAAGGCAGUAUCAUGUGGGUAGAUUCCACGUGUUUCUUUGACAUAGUGUAAUUAAAAAAAAAAAAAAAACGAGAAAAGCCUCACACUUCCCUGCAUCUU